AUGCGCGCGGCGGGGGGCAGGUCGCGCACACGGGCUGGGGAGGCCCCGCCGGGGAUUGGAAUCGGGGAGACCUACGUACGCGCGGGCAUCAUUGGCGCAUACGCGAAGAGAGCGCGGGACGCCCGCGCACACGUCGUGCCCAGCGUCGAGCACGACAAGAUGCACCCGCCCACACCCGUCGUGUCCGCAAUCCGCAAUCCGCAACCCGCAAUCCGCAACCCGCAAUCCGCACUGCGAAGGCCAAUCUGGCCGCAUCUGCGCCGCGACCCGAGACUGGCUGCGCUCUGGCACACUGGAACAUGGACAACAGGUCCCGUCGACCAUCGCCCGCACACCCCUUCCCUCCACCCUCCUUCCCGCCGCGGCGCCAUGCACCGGCCACACCCGCGCGCCAGACAUCGGCACGCUCCAUGCGGCGACGCGAGCACGCAGGCGCGGACGGCACGGUCCCCGCCCCGCUGGAUCUCCAGUACCAGUGCGCCAGACCGCGCGCGUCAAGCGCCAUCGGCGUGGGGCGCACAUGCACACCAUGUACCAUACAUCAUCGCACGCGCCGAGGCCGCCCAAGCAGUGCGGCCGACCCGCGCGCGCACCGGCGGCGACGGCGGCCGCCAGGGCGCACACACGCACCCGGCGGGGCCGGCCACCACCCCAGCACACGAGCGCGCACAGGCACAGCCGAGACGCCGCACGCAGCAGCGCCGGUAG
This is a messenger RNA of Postia placenta MAD-698-R-SB12, 708 nucleotides long. RefSeq lists its product as hypothetical. The record is from RefSeq and is a predicted model, not a curated record. NCBI's taxonomy places the organism in Eukaryota, Fungi, Basidiomycota, Agaricomycetes, Polyporales, Adustoporiaceae. The transcript has a single exon. The coding region runs from base 1 to 708 and encodes 235 amino acids.